This is a messenger RNA of Colletotrichum godetiae, 4023 nucleotides long. Its product is annotated as ABC transporter. NCBI's taxonomy places the organism in Eukaryota, Fungi, Ascomycota, Sordariomycetes, Glomerellales, Glomerellaceae. The transcript is spliced from 16 exons. The record is from RefSeq and is a predicted model, not a curated record. Gene Ontology annotation, biological process: transmembrane transport. Gene Ontology annotation, cellular component: membrane. The coding region runs from base 1 to 4023 and encodes 1340 amino acids. Gene Ontology annotation, molecular function: ABC-type transporter activity; ATP binding; ATP hydrolysis activity.
AUGGCCACGCCGGUCGGCGCCGCUGAUGCGGCAGCUCCGGCUGCGGCCAACGGGGCCGCGGGAGCCCCCGCCAAUCCCGGUUCCACCCCAGCGGAACCCAAGAAGCCCUGGUACAAGCUCAACGCCAAGACGUUGUUGACGAUACGCAACUUUUUUAAAAUCUUCCACUAUGGAACAUUACUCGAUAAGUUCAUCAUAGUAGGGUCCAUCUUUGGUGCCAUUGGUGCUGGCCUUACUAUGCCGGUGAUGAACAUUGUCUUUGGACAACUCGUCGGCACCUUUACCGGGUUCUUCAUGCAAGGGACAUCAGAGACACAAGACGACUUUGAGAAGGCAGUCAACCAAGGAGUAUUAUACAUCGUCUAUCUCUUCAUCGCCAGACUCAUCCUGACGUACCUCUCCAAUCUCGGCUUCCGCAUGACGAGUCUUCGCAUCUCAGCGAAGAUCCGCUUGCAUUAUCUGCGAUGCCUGUUCGGUCUCCCAAUCUCAAUGCUGGACAUGCUGGCGCCUGGUCAGACAGCCGCCAUCAUCACCAUCACGGCCAGCAUUUUGCAGCUGGGUAUUUCCGAGAAGAUGGGACAGUUCUUCUCCAGUCUUGCUGUCGUUAUCGCUGGUUUCACCAUUGCCUUCGCCUACAACUGGCUUCUCACGCUCACGACGAGCUCCGGACUGGUUUUCAUCGCCAUCGUCUACGCCAUCACCACGCCGCCAAUCAUCAAGAGGCUGAAGGAUGUCCAGGACAUGGAUAUUCAGGCCGCCUCCGUCGCGACCGAGGCGUUCAGCUCAAUUCGAAUGCUCGCUGCGUGUGGCGCCGAGUUCAAGCUACUUGCGAAGUACGGACUCUUGGCGGAUCAAUCAAGGAAGAGGGGUGCUGGCAUGGCUUGGCUCAUUGCUAUUCAGCAAGGAUUAAUUUUUUUCGCCAUCUACGCAACCUUUGCCCUGUCAUUUUGGUACGCUUUCCAGAUGUACACCAUGAUGGCUCUGACGACUCCCACAUCCUUGAUCGUUGUUCUGCUUUGCAUCAUGAUGAUGGCAUCCUCCUUAGGUCAGAUUACCGCGCCACUUCAGUCGGCAUCGCAGGCCGCCGAUGCCAACGCCAUCUUCCACACCAUCAUCGACGCUCCCAAGGCCACGUACGGGACGCUCAAGGCGCCCGAAGUCUCAGCCGCCGAAGAUAUUGUCUUCCAGGCUGUCAACUUCGUGUACCCUAAGCGUCCCGAUGUCAAGAUUCUGGACAACCUGUUCCUCAAGUUCCCAGCCGGUAAAGUCACUGCUAUUGUGGGUCCCUCGGGGUCCGGAAAGAGUACAAUCGUCGGAAUCUUGGAGAGAUGGUACGAAUUCAAUGGUGACAUGCAAACCAACCAGCUGGUUCUCUGGCUCCGCAACGGUAUCAUCAGUGUCGGCGGCCGGUUACUGAGCGAGAUCGAUCCCAAGUGGUGGCGUAGCCAAAUCGGCUUGGUCCAGCAAGACAACGCCCUCUUCAACACCACCAUUUUCAAGAAUGUCGAAUACGGUCUCAUCGGAACAGAGUGGGAGCACAAGUCCCAGGCAGUCAAGGCAAGGUUGAUCGAGGAGGCAUGCAAGGAUGCCUACGCCGACGAAUUCAUCUCACGCUUGCCCGAGGGAUACCAAACCGAAGUCGGCGAUGCCGGUAUUAAGCUUAGUGGUGGCCAGCGCCAGCGUCUCGCAAUUGCCCGUGCCAUCGUCAAACAGCCCAAGAUCCUCAUCCUCGACGAGGCCACCUCCGCCAUCGAUGUCCGCAGCGAACAAAUCGUGCAGGCCGCUCUCGACCGCGCAUGUAAGGGACGCACAACCAUCAUUAUUGCCCAUCGCCUCGGAACCAUCAAAAAGGCCGACAGCAUCAUCCUUCUUCGCAAGGGCCAGGUCGUCCAACAGGGUACGCACGAGGAGCUCAUGGCCCAAGUCGACGGUCCCUAUUUCCUGCUGGCCACUGCACAGAAGCUUGACAUGGGAGUCGAGGAGGAAGAGGACGUUCUGUUUGGCGACCUCAGCUGGAGACGGCCUGAGCCUGAGCGUCUUUCUGUUCACAAGUCGCUUCAGGGUGGUAGCAGUACCGGCGAUCUCACUGAGAAGCGACCCAGCAGCGAGGGUACUUCCACUGGCAUGCUCCAGCAUCUUCACGAGAUCAAUGGUUCCGAUGAGGAACUCGAGCGCAUCGAAGCCGGUAGCUUGAGGGUUGUCAAGGAGCCGAGAGGAUGCUUGGGUCGAUGGAAGGCUUUCCACAUGUUCGGAAGUUUUGGUCAGUUGCUCGGUGAGCAGAAGAAGAGAUGGAAGACCUACAUCAUCAUCGCGUUUGCAGCACUCGGUGCUGGAGCGAGUACACCCGUCCAAGCCUACCUGUUUGCGGUUCUGGUCUCACUAUUCUCAUACUGGGGCAACUUCCUGAGGGUCAUCGCCAACCAUUGGUGUGAAAUGUUCAUGUACCUUGCCACGGGCGUGGGAAUCAGUCAUUUCCUGCUUGGCUGGGCUACCACCACCAUCGGAUUCGGUAUCGUCCGCGUAUACCGCAAGGAGUACUUCCGCAACAUCAUCUACAAGCCUUCAUCAUUCUUCGAUGCCGAGGGCAACUCCGCCGGUUCCCUGACCGCCCGCCUCGCCACCGAUCCCACCAUGCUCCAGCAGCUGCUGGGAACAAACAUGGCCUUCGUUCUCAUCUCGCUCUUCAACGUCAUCGGCUGCGUCGUCGUCGGUCUCGUCUUUGGCUGGAAGCUGACCCUCGUCGCCCUCGGCACAUCCAUGCCUAUUAUUGUGGCAGCCAUGUUCUACCGUGUGAGGCAUGAGACCAGCUUUGAGACUGCCAAUAAUGCUGUCUUCGCCGAGAGCGCCAAGUUUGCGUCUGAGAGUAUCAGCGCGAUUCGCACCGUUUCUAGUCUUACGAUGGAGGAAGGAAUCUGCGACCGCUACGAUACGUUGCUCAGUGAUCAUAUCAAGGACGCUUUCCGCAAAUCUCGCUUUUCUGUCAUGGUCUUUUCUUUCAGCGAUAGUAUUUCGUUGCUCUGCAUGGCUUUCGUGCUUUGGUACGGUGGCAAGCUGCUUUCUAGGCACGAGUACACGCCCUUCCAGUACAUGGUCGUCUACAUUGCAGUAGUUCAAGGUGGCAUGAGCGCCGGUCAAUGGCUCAGCUUUGGUCCCAACAUCGCAAAAGCAAAGACCGCAGCCGACCGCAUUCUAGCUCUCCGCGAGAACGAAGACGACGACAACCAACCCCAAAAGGGCGUCAGCGACAUCGUCCCUUACGAAGUCCACUACGAAAAGGGCGUCGAGAUCGAAUUCAAGGAUGUCUGGUUCAGCUACCCCACCAGAACGCUCCCCGUCCUCAAGGGCCUAGACCUGAGAAUCGAGCGAGGCCAGUUCGCCGCCAUCGUCGGUCCCUCGGGCUCCGGCAAGACAACAAUCAUCUCCCUCCUCGAGCGCUUCUACACCCUCCAGGCCGGCGGCGAGAUCCUCUACAACGGACACGACAUCAAGACGCUGGACCUCGUAAACUACCGCAAGAACAUCUCGCUCGUCUCCCAGGAGCCCAAUCUCUUCACUGGUUCGAUUCGUGAGAACAUCUUGCUCGGUAUUGAGGAUGAAGAUGCUGUGUCGGACGAGGCUGUCCACGCCGCGGCGCGCGACGCAGGUAUCCACGACUUCAUCAUCUCGUUACCCGAGGGCUACAACACCCAGGUCGGCAACGCGGGCGUGACACUCUCCGGAGGCCAGAAGCAGCGUGUAUCUAUCGCGAGAGCGCUCAUCCGUCGGCCGUCACUGUUGUUGCUCGACGAGGCGACGAGUGCGCUCGACAGCGAGACGGAACGCGGCGUCCAGGCCGUGUUUGACGCCACCAAGGGUAGCCGGACGAUGAUCAUGGUCGCUCACAGGCUUGCGACUGUGCAGAAUGCCGAUGUCAUCUUCGUCAUGCAGGACGGUAAAGUCGUUGAGCGGGGUGAUCACGCGAGUUUGAUUGCCGAGAAGGGCAUUUACUUCCAGAUGUGUCAAUCACAAGCAUUGGAUAAAUAA